This is a messenger RNA of Rattus norvegicus (Norway rat), 9666 nucleotides long. NCBI's taxonomy places the organism in Eukaryota, Metazoa, Chordata, Mammalia, Rodentia, Muridae. The record is from RefSeq and is a predicted model, not a curated record.
CCUAUCUGCCAUAUGCUUGUAGUGCCCACAGAGGCCAAAAGACGGCAUUCAGUCUCCUGGAACUGGUGUACCGGAUGGCUGCGAGUCACCACACGGGUGAUGGGAAUUGAAACCGUUCCCUGUGGAAAGAGCAGCCAGUGCUCCUCACUGCUGAGCCAGCUCUGCAGCUGCUCAGUACCUACUUCUGAGUUUUCUCUUGCCCCUUGGGGUCACACUGUUUUGAUCACCCUGAAGGGGAGAGUCCUGUAUUUCAGUUUCAUUUAGAGAGAAGACACUCUGUGAGCCCCUUUCCUUUCUUCUCCCAUUGACAAAUAGAAUUCAGUGUGUGUGUGUGUGUGUGUGUGUGUGUGUGUGUGUGCAUGCAUGAGUUGCACGUGCGUGAGUUGCAUGUGCGUGAGUGCACAGGAAGUCAAAGCAGGAUGUUGGACACCUUCUUCUCUCACUUUGCACACACUAUUACCUUGAGAGAGGUUCUCUCACUGACUGGGAAAGCUCACCCCUCUUGAUUAGACUGGCUUGCCAGCAAGCUCUCAGGCUCUGCCUGCCUCUGCCCCCAAUGUUGGGGUUACAGGCACAUGAUGUCAUGCAUGGAGUUUUGUGUUGACUGUUAGGGAUUUGAACUCAGGCCCUCAUGCUUGCAGAGCAAGUACCCUUACCUACUAUAUCAUCUCCUGAAGCAAGAAAUAAUAAUAAUUCUUCUUCUUCUUCUCCUUCUUCUUCUUCUUCUUCUUCUUCUUCUUCUUCUUCUUCUUCUUCUUCUUCUUCUUCUUCUUCUUUUAUUUUAAAUGUUGGUUUUUAGGACAAGUUAUUUCUGAGGAGUCCUUGCUGAGCACAAAGCCUCCAUUUUGAACACUUCUAUUUCCGUCUCGUUCUGUCUACUUUGUAUUUGUUUGAAAACAUGUUCUUUGUGUAUUCUUAAUGGCUGCUGACUUCCUAAGGCUGCUGACAAACCUCAGCUACCCUGUUGGCCUCUGUUUUGUCUCUUCUGAAGAAAAUAGCCUACAGAAUGUAGAAACACAUCAACCUUGACUGUGGUCCAAGUUAUUAGAACAAGGAGGAAGUUACUCUCUGGGGACUGGGUAGGGAGAGUGGGAAAUCCAACACAAUAGAAACUCAAAAGGAGCGCUGAGCAAAAUCAAUGUCCCUUUGCUGGUCCAAGAAGUUCACAGACUGUUGAGAACACACAGUAUUUGACCCGUGGAUGCUGGAAAGGAAAACCCAGAAGACUCUGCAGAAGUGAUGUAUGGGGAAACAGCUCUGUGUAUUUUGGUGUGGCCAAGGCUGUCAAAGCUGGAGAAAAUCCCCACUAGACAUGGUCUCAUCUCUGAGAACCUCUGCCAAAAGAGAUAACUGAGGCUCUGGCUGGGAGCUCCAGCACAUCCCCGUACCUUCCCUCGGCGCAUGCUCACACAGUACCUGUUCCGGGAGAUUUACUUCUUGAAAACAGACCAAUAGCUCAUAAGUAGUUCCUGGCACUUCAGAUGCCAAAGCAAAGGUGGGGAGACAUGAUUCCAGGAAAAAGAGCAGCUCCGUGAAUAGAACAUUCCUGAGCUUGUUCUUUUACCCCCUGCCCCAAGCUGUUCACUUCCCUUUUCCAAAUGGUUCAAUUUAUGCUGCUGAAAGCAAUCCCCCUCCCUUUGGGGUUGCUGGAUGGAACGCCUAUCUCACACAUGCUAAGUAAGUCCUCUGCCACCCUUCUUUGUUUUUGCCUUGCCUUGGACCUGGCAGAAGAAUGGACUCCUGAGUUUGCUGGAGAAGAGACUUCAGGGUACUGUCCUCGUCCCUCUAGCUACGGGAGGACGGGAAGACUUGUUCUGCUUUCUUGGUUUUACACUCCCCCAUCCCUCUCCCUUUGAGCAUUUAUCAGUCAGUGCAUUUAAUUUUUAAAAAUUUUAAGUAGUUGUGAAAAUUGGAGUAUUCAAAAAAUGCGGUGUUGUGGGAAAGCAGCCGUCCCCGUUCCCCCCACCCCCCAGUGGUCCAGUGGAGUGUUAUGAACGCCGUGCUGCACGCUCCUUUAGAAUUCCUAUGUUACACUUACCCCUGUGCCGUCUUCUCUCUUAAGAAAUCAUUGACUCCACCUAUUGAGUCCAGCAAAUUCAUAUUGACAAGGCAUCAUCAAAUUAGAGUUUCACACCUCACAAGAGUAUUGAUUAUGCGAAUGUAGUCCCUUAAACUUAUCUUAAAAUUAUUUCUAAUUUAAAAAUGUUUUUGAGCACUGUAGGGUUUUUUUUUUGCCUCAAAACUAUGUUUAUAAUGGUUUAGUUUUAAAGUCAGAAUUAUGUUUCGUCUCGUAAACAGGAGAGGGAGAUGACAGGUUUGUUUAGAUCAACAUAAGACAGGAAGGGAAGUGGUACCAAGGAGCCAAUGUGAAAUGAGGAUGGUGGUGGCUUCCACACUUGGAGAUGAAGUGGGGUUAGCAAGGGUUCUGGUGGGUGUGGUGGGAGAAUGAACUAUGUGUUCUCAGAAGAGAGGGCACAACACACAAGGGAAGGAUACCUUAGGACUCAAGGAGUAUUUCAGAUCUGACUCCUCCUGCCUGUCUGAGACCACCCCUCCCAUCCCUUUUCUUUGCCAUCUGCCCAAGACAAGAUAAUAAUCUCCAGCUAGGAAAAUGAAAUCCAGACUUAGAAUGUACACUAUUAAAAAGUCAUCCAAACGUUUCUCAGAAACAACGGGCUACUGCAUAGUUUAGUAGGUGUUUCUCUACUGAAAACAAACACAUUCAUUUGUCUUAGCUUUCUUCCCAAUUCCUCACUUUUGAAACAAAGCACAGAUGGAGCGUCCCAUAAAGCCAAGAUAUUCACUUUUUCUAAGAUGAAAUCGGGUCUCCCCCCUUGAUUAGAAAAUAACACAAGUUUCUCGUUAAAAAUAAUUCAGGCGGCACUAGGACAUUACAAAGAAAUCACCUGUCAUCUCACUGCAUAGAUAAAUUAAAAAAAAAAAGCAACAUUUGUUUUCCUAAAGCAACAUUUGUUGUGUGUGUGUCUGCAAAAAGAAAAUGCUGGAGACACAUCUCUAUUAACAGCAAUUAUCCCUGGAUGGCUUGGAGAGAGCAGGGGCAGGAAGACUGAUAGAUGGGUUUAGAGAUUCUCUGGAGCUAGGGUGUGGUUCAAGGAUGCUUGCCUAGCAUGACCAAGGGCUAAUGGGAGGAGAUGAGUGGAGAUAGCUCAUAAAGACUUCUUCAGGCAAGUCUACAGAAAGCGGGCUGUACACCCAAAGACAAGGGCUCUGGUUGACUGGGGAAGCAGGUCAGGAGAGGGUGCUUUUCUUUUCUUUCUUUCUUUUUUGACUUUUAGGUAACAGGAAGUAUAGCGUAUUUGUUUGCUGAUGGGAAUGACUAAAAAAAGACCAAACUGAUGUUGAGAGGGGAGGGUGGAGCAAUGUAGGUGAUGGGGAGAGGCCUCUUACCUCUGCUGAGAGGUGUAGUUAGAAGCUGGGUUUUUUCUAGUAAUGGUGUUGCUUUGCCAUUGCUCUCGUCUAUAAACGGUCUCUUUCUUGUCACAUGCGCAAUAGAGGUUUUCUCUUUUGUAUUUUAACUCUUGCCAAUGGCUAUUUUCUUCCCAUUAAACAUUUUUUUAUUAAUCAGGCAUUGGUAGUGUAUGCCUUUAAUUCCAGCACUAGGAAGGCAGAGACAGAGAGGCAGGGGUGCAGAGAGGCAGAGAGAGGCAGAGAGGCAGAGAGAGGCAGAGAGAGGCAGAGAGGCAGAGAGGCAGAGAGGCAGGGGUGCAGAGAGGCAGAGAGGCAGAGAGGCAGAGAGGCAGAGAGGCAGAGAGAGGCAGAGAGGCAGAGAGGCAGAGAGGCAGAGAGGCAGAGAGGCAGAGAGGCAGAGAGAGGCAGAGAGGCAGAGAGGCAGAGAGGCAGAGAGGCAGAGAGGCAGAGAGGCAGAGAGGCAGAGAGGCAGAGAGGCAGAGAGGCAGAGAGGCAGAGAGGCAGAGAGGCAGAGAGGCAGAGAGGCAGAGGCAGAGUCAGACAGGUGGACCUCUGGGUUUGAAGCCAGCCUGGUCUACAGAGUGAGUUUCAGGACAGCCAGGGCUACACAGAGAAACUUUGUCUUUUUAUUGUUAGAGUACAAAUCACAACCUCAUAAGAGCGUGGCUCACUUGAACCACUGCAUAGGGGUUCCUUUGUUUCUUUGCCUUGAGGUUUGUUGUUCUUGUUUGUUUUUCUGUCCUGGAGAUGGAAUCCAGACCUUCCUCAUGAUAGUGCUAUUCAAGGUCAUUCUGCCUGCAUGUCUGCCUGCACACCAGAAGAGGGCGCCAGAUCUCAUUACAGAUUGUUGUCAGCCACCGUGUGGUUACUGGGAAUUGAACUCAGGAUCUACUGGAAGAGCAGCCAGUGCUCUUAACCUCUGAGUCAUCUCGGUAGCCCAUCAAGUUCCUUCUGAAGGAUGAUUUGGAAAAGAUUUUUUUUUUAAGUUUUCAUCUCCCAUGUGCCUCUAUUGCAGCCUGAAAUGCAAGAGUUUCCAGAACCCUGUGCUGAUCCAGAACCUGAGUUUUGAGAACCACUGGUUCUUUUCUAGAAGUUUUCAUAUAAUUGCAAUAGCUUUUCUGACAUGGCUUCCCUAUCAGGUUUAGGGCACUGCUCUUCUGGUAGUGCCAGUAGAAACCACUGGGUAUAGAGUCAAACCAUCAAAAAUACAGAAGAACCCAGUGAGUUAGAUGAACUAGGGCUUCACCCCAUUGCACUGAUGUAUAAGGAGAGUCUAAACCUUUCAUGUGUGGUAUGAGGGGUGAUCCAUGAGACAAUGAGUUCCUGAGUCUGUGUGUUCAUGCAGGAAGGAAAGUUCCUAAAUGUUCUAAAAAUGUUCUGCUAAGCAUCCAGGGCCAGUGGGAACUGAGUAAUAGAGUAUCUCUUAGCUCUGUUCUGUGUGAACUGUGAUGAGGUCAGCUGGGAGAGGUAUGAGUACCAUUGCAUGUGGUGAGGGUUUUGAUGGCUCCUAAGGCUGGCUUAUGUAUUGGGAGGGCUGACUGUGGACCACCAAGUCAGUGCCUCUUAUUAAGCAGUGACCCAAGACUAGGCUGCGAAUGGAGACAAAUCCGCCAUAUUUAUAAAGAAACUUUCCAAAGGGGAAUGUAGUCAGGGUUUGAUGAGAGCAGUGUGGUGGGAUAAACAGGAUACAUACUCCAGUUACCUUUAGAUGACUAUUGAAUAAUUCCCUUUCAUGCAGGUAGAAUCCAAGGGGGAAUUCAGUAGGUUCCUUUACUGCAUUUUUAAAAUGCUGAUUUUUAUUAUUCUUUAAUUAUGUGUACAUGUGCAUAUUAGUGCAGGUGCCUGCAGAAUCUAGACGGUGUGGGGUUUUCUACAACUGGCAUUAUAGGCAGUCAUUAAGUGAGUUACAUGGGAGCAGGGAACAGAGAACAGGUUAUCUUAACCACCGAGUUCUUUCUCCAGCCCCAGUUUCAAUGUAUUUUAAAAGGCUUGUGUGGAUUCCUGGAUUUGGGCAGCCUUUAGAAUACUGUCUUUUGCCUGUCUGCACUGGUUGCCUCUUCAGACAGGCUCUCCCCACUGUGGCAAAAACCAGCUUUGGAUUCCGGCACCUAUACAUUCCUAAGGAGGAUGGCUUUCCUAUCCAUUAACAAAAAGACUCAGGAAAGGGUCUUGUCUUUGUCUGGAUUGGUCUUGUGACUGGGGCAUGCAGUGGUCUGGUUGGUGAGAUCUGAGCCAUGGAUUCUCUCUCUGAGAGUGUGAUUAGAAGAGGCGUCUCCCGGAAGGGAACAGAAGACCCUGUUAUUCAAAGGCAGGGCAGGGCCAGGGAGGGAUAUCUGUAGGCAGCGAAACAAGAGGCCAGGGUUGAUGUUGGUGGAGUGAGUGCGCUUGCUCUCCAGUGGUGGAGCUGGAUGCCACAGGAUGUGUCAUCCAGAAUGGAGUCGUAGUGGGGGAUGGGCGGCAGAGCAUGCUUCUCCCGUCUCAUAGGGAAAGGACUACUAGUAAGUUAUUAAUAUAAGUUAUUAAGUGUGGUAGGUUGGAGAGUUGGCUCUGGAGUUAGGAGCACUGGUUGCUCUUGCAGAGGACCCAGUUCAGACGCCAGCACCCACAUGCUGGCACACAAUUGUCAGCAAUUCCCGCUCCCCAUUUGGCCUCCUAGCCACACAGACACCAGGCUUACUUACAGCCAAACACUCACACACAUUAAGUAAACAGAACUGCUCAGAGCUGGCAGUGGUGGCACACGCCUUUAAUCCCAGCACUCAGGAGGCAGAGGCAGGUGGAUAUCUGAAUUUGAGGCCAGCCUGGUCUACAGAACAAGUUCCAGGACAGCCAGGGCUCCGCAGAAAAAUUCUGUCUUAAAAAACAAAAUGUAAAAUGUAUUCAAACCUACACAAAGGGCCACAGGCAACUGAGGAAUAAGGAAGCAGGAGAAAUGGUCUUUCCAGAGACGAGCGCACCAAUUGUUUACACAAUACCACGCGGUCAGCACUGAACUGAUUCAUUUAGUAGUGUGUGUGUGUGUGUGUGUGUGUGUGUGUGUGUGUGUGUGUGAUUAGACAUUUGCAUAUGCAAUAACAAUUAAUGAAAAAAGAGUUAAUGGAUUUGAAAGAGAGCAAGGAGGGGUCUCUGAGGGGUUGGAGGGAGGAAAGGGAAGGAAGAAAUAAUAAAAUUAUAUCAUAAUUACAAAAAUAUUAAAUGAGAGGCUAGAGAGAGCUCACCAGUUAGGAGCACUUGCCGCUCUCACAGAGGCUGGGUUUGGUUUCAGCACCCAAGUGGUGGACCAAAUCUAUCCAGGCCUCCAGGUCCACAGGAUCUGAUUGGUUCCCUCUUCUGGAUCAGGCUCACACGUGCUUCCUGUUCACAUGCUAGCUCAGUAGGUAAAGGUACUUGCUGUCAAGCCCAAACCCAACUUCAGUACCCAAGACUCAAGAGAACUAAUUUCCACAAGUUUUCCUUUGACCUCCAUACACCAGCCUUGCCCCUCUCAUGUGCGUGCGUACACAUAAGCCAACAAACUGAUUAAUUCAUACUUUGUUUUCAUGAAAAACAAAAAAUAAUUACCUUAAUCUCUAAGUCGAAUCAACACUUCCCAAGUUAAAAUAAAACCUGGUUCUUCUCUAAGGCUAUUUUUGAGGAGAUUCUCUGCUUUUGAAUUAUCAGAUAAUAGGGUUGUGUGUAAAUUCAGUUCGAUUGGCUUGGUUGUUUUAUUUUUAGUUCUUAUGCUCUGUGCUGUCUAGUUAAAGCAGGGUCAUCUCUCUGGCGUCCUCCUUAUAUGCAUAGCACAGAACAAUCUUUUUUGGUUUUUCUACUUGUGUACUGUGUUUGCACAAUUUCUCUUCCCUUUCCUCCGUCCAAAUCCACCCAUGGCCCUCCACACAUUGUUUUCUAAAUUCAUGGCCUCCUAGUUUUUAAUUAUUUACACACACACACACACACACGUAUGCACACACACACAAGCAAACUGCUGAGAUCACUUUGUGUUGCUCAUAUGUUCACGUGUAUAUGUAUUUACGGCUGAAGCAUCUUUCAGUUUCUGGAGAAGACUGAUUCUCCCUCUCUCAGCAACCUUUAAGAACCUGUAGCUGUUCGUCCCAGGCUGAGACCUGGAACAUGUCCCCCGUCCACAGUGGUGGGUCAAUGUCAUUUUGAGGCCCUGUCUAUGAGAUCACAUUGAGACUUCAUGUGCACAGCUUUCCUGUCACAAUAAAAGGCAGUACCUUGCAGCAGACGUCUUGUCCACUGGCUCCAAAGGUCCUUUCUGCCCUUUUCCUAAGACGGUCCUUGAGCUUUUGGUUGGGGCUGUGUUAUAGAUGUAUCAGUUGGGGUUGGGGAAUACCAUACCACUGGUGUGUCCAGCAUAUUAUACAUCAAUAUGUUAUAGUCCCUAGAAAAACUGAAUUGAACUUCACAAAGAGCCACGGCACAGGGUACGAGAGUGAGAACCACACAACCCCCAUCCUCUGUGGUGCCCAGUACAGAAUACACACCCACGGUGUCUUCCGAGGCAUUCAGGAUGUGCGGCGCGUAUCUGGAGUGGCCCCAACUCUUGUCCGGUCAGCAUCUGAAACCAGUGAGAAGCGUCCUUUCAUGUGUGCGUACCCAGGCUGCAAUAAGAGAUAUUUUAAGCUGUCCCACUUACAGAUGCACAGCCGGAAGCACACUGGUGAGAAACCAUACCAGUGUGACUUCAAGGACUGCGAGAGAAGGUUUUCUCGCUCAGACCAGCUCAAAAGGCACCAAAGGAGACACACAGGUGUGAAACCAUUCCAGUGUAAAACUUGUCAGCGAAAGUUUUCCCGGUCCGACCACCUGAAGACCCACACCAGGACUCAUACAGGUAAAACAAGUGAAAAGCCCUUCAGCUGUCGGUGGCACAGUUGUCAGAAAAAGUUUGCGCGGUCAGACGAAUUAGUCCGCCAUCACAACAUGCACCAGAGAAACAUGACCAAACUCCAGCUGGCGCUUUGAGGGGUCCGACCCGGAGACAGUCCAGCGUCCCAGGCAAGAAAGUGUGCAAACUGCUUCCAAAUCUGAUUUUGAAAUUCCUCCCUCUCACCUACAAAAGGACAUGAUGGUGGAUCUUCAUCCGACUUCCAAGACAGCACACCUGUUUGACUGCGUCCUAUCAGGUUUGCCGGAAGGAGUCGGUGCUCUGCCCACUCUUGAUUAACUCCCAGGCCUGAAAAAAGUGGCUCACAGUGUCUAGAAAGCCCAUUGACAUUGUCUGGAUUUUCUACCACUAGAAGAACCAUUGCUGAUAAUGUCCCCUGACUUUCCUCUUUUCCUUGUGCUCAUUUCGCUGGGAUUAGAGCGGUUGUUCCAUUUUCUUUCAUGGGAUAUUUAUAGGCCAGGGCAUGUGUAUGUGUCUGUUAAUGUAAACCCUGUCAUGGUCCCCAUUUACUAACAGCCCUAGAAAGAAAUAAAUCAGAGAGCAAGGUACCAGGGGCAAGUAUGGCGCAGAAUUCCAGAGGUCAGGCUGCAAACCUGGAAACCCGGAAGGCCGGAUGUAAUUCUACCAGAUGGUUUUUAAAGCUCAUAGGUUUCGGAGUAACCGCAUAGUGGAUUAGAACCCCUAACUAGAACCCCUGUAUAGUUAGGACAGGAAGGCACCUUCCUGCUCAUCUAUUCACUGUCGUUAACGUUAGCACUGUGCUCUUAAGAAAUGAUGUUUUAAGAGCAGAGAUUUUUUUUAACGUUUCUGAUUUAUUUUUUAGUUGUAAUUAGGUAUAUCUUCAGAGAUCUACUUUCCUCCUCAUGUGAAGGAAGUGAAAGAUUCAUUCCCAUCAUCUGGGGUGUCUUUAGAGUGUACAGUCCACACUGGCUAUGUGGCUUCAAGUUGUAAAAAUUAAAAUGACUUUAAAAGAAACUAGGGGCUGGUCCAGGAUCUUCACUGGUAAGACUGUUCUUAAGUAACUUAAGUAUCUUUGAGUCUGCAAGUAUGUGGGGAAAAAAAAAGAUAUAUUAUUGUGAGGCAAUCCAUUGUUUAAAGGUGUGCGUGUGUUGUUGUUUCUUUUUUUUAAAGGGAGGGAGUUAAUUAUUUACUGUAGCUUGAAAUACUGUGUAAAUAUAUAUGUAUAUAUAUGAUGUGCUCUUUGUCGACUAAAAUCAGGAGGUGUAUGGGUAUUAGAUACAUCACUGUGUGGAUGUCAACCUUACAGUGUAUCAAUGAUAAUACUAAAAAUGUAACCUGCAUUUUUUUUCACUUGGCUGUCAAUUAAAGUCUAUUCAAAAAGCAAA